AUGCCCAAGGUCGCAAAGAAAGACGCCAAAGUGUCAAAGCGUGGCAAGAACGAGGAAGUCAAGAAGAGGAAGAGAAAGGCCAAGAAGGACCCCAAUGCUCCCAAGAAUCCUAUGUCUGCCUACCUCUUGUUCUGUGAGGAAUGGCGCGAGAAGGUGAAGGCUCAAAACCCUGAUUCAUCCUUCGGUGAGAUCGGACGUCUUCUCGGAGAGCAGUGGAGGGCAUACACUGAAGACCAGAAGGCUCCUUACGUUGUAAAGCACGAGAAAGCCAAGGCCAAGUAUGCCACCGAGAAGGCUGCCUACGAUGCUAAGAAGGCCCAGGAUGACGAGGAGGAUGAGGAUGAGGAAUCUGAUUAA
Molecule: messenger RNA, 357 nt
Organism: Lobosporangium transversale
Lineage: Eukaryota; Fungi; Mortierellomycota; Mortierellomycetes; Mortierellales; Mortierellaceae
Product: high mobility group box domain-containing protein
Exons: 3
Coding region: 1-357 (118 amino acids)
Source: RefSeq, a predicted model, not a curated record